UCCUUUUAGGUCUCCUGCUAGCGACUUUAGUCCAAAAAUAAGUAUCGGAACAGAAUGGAAAUCUCGACCCGCACCAAGAAGUAACAGAGACGACGACUUCCACAUUUCAGUUGUCUUCUUCUUCGUUCCAUUUUCUCUGAAAAAAAUCCCCACCAAAUAUCCAAAAACAAGCAUUCCCUCUCCCCGAUUUUUCAUUAUAUAUAUAUACAUAUACAGGCGCAUAUACAUAGGACGGCUUGAUUUGCGUGUGAUCGCUUGAGUACUCAGAUGAAUAACAAUUCGACGUCGCAGUACAUGGACAAGCAGAUCAUGGAUCUAUCCAAUUCCCAGGGCCCUGCUGCUACUAACAACAACAGUAGCAGCAGUAACAAUGACUUCAUCGAUUUCAUGAACCGUCCGCCGGAGAAGAAAGACGACAUCGUUCCCAGCUAUGAUUUCAUGCCGAUUCGAACCGCAGUCGGACCGUCUUCGCCGACUGUCGCCCGGUCUUCGAAUUUUGAUUCCGGUGACGAUGAUGCUCCCCACAGGACGUGGAAUUCUUUUGAUUCCAAACCAAAUGCCUCUUCAAUCAGGAAUUACAGUUCUCUUGAUGCUGAUGAACCUGCCAAAUUUAUUUUGGGGAAGAAUCAUAAACCUAGCAAUGUGCCUUUGGAUGUGUCUUUGGUUUCCGAGAUUGAUAAGACAAUGAAAAAGUAUAUGGAGAAUCUUAUGCAUGAAGUCGAUAAGAUGAGUGCACGAUUAUCACAAUUGGAGACAAGAACUCGCAGCCUGGAAAAUUCCAUUGAUGAUCUAAAGGUGUCUGUUGGGAGCAACUGCGGCAGCACUGAUGGAAAAAUGAGACUCUUGGAGAAUAUUUUGAGAGAGGUGCAAACAGGCGUACAGGUGAUAAGGGAUAAACAAGAAAUAGUAGAAGCUCAAUUGCACAUUGCUAAGCUGCAGGUUCCGAAGGUGGAACAGGUUGACAGCAAGAACACUGCACACACUGAUUCUUCGCAGACAGGAGUACCUGCUCCCCAGCAGUUCUCUACUGCUUCUGUGACACAGCCACCUCCAACUCCACCUCCAUCUAAUGCUCCUCCACCGCCUCCACAGCAGAACUUACAACCUCAGGUUCAGCUUCCUAACCAGUUCCCCCAAAACCAAGUUCCUCCUGUCUCUCAGCGUGAGUCUUACUUUCCCCCAUCCAGUCAACCUCCAGAAAACCCAAGUCAGCAGUACCAAAUAUGCCCACCACAGCAGCAGCUGCAACCUGCCCCUCCCCCACCCCAGCACCAAUAUCAGUCACCUCCUCAGCCACAUUACUCUCAGCCUCCGCCGCCUUCUCAACCACACCCUCCAUUCUCAGCUGUUAACCCCUCUCUACCUCAGCCACCAUUAGGUCAUCAUCCUGAAGAAACACCAUAUAUGCCAGCCCAAACUUAUUCAGCAGGUAUUCGCCCACCUUCCUCUCAUCCAUCCACUGGAGUUCCUCCCCCUACCUCUCAACAAUACUAUGGUGCUACUCCCAAUGUGUAUGAGCCUCCAUCCAGCAGGCCUGGUCCAGGAUAUUCUGGUUCUUUUGGUCCAUCAUCCACUCAUGGGGAACCAUAUCCAUACAGCAGCUCUCCAUCAAAGUACGGUGGUGGUUCCCCUAUAAAACCCCAGCAUCUUUCUUCUUCUGGUAUGGGCCAUGGUGGUGGCAGUGGUCAUCCACAGCUACCUACUGCCAGAAUAUUACCUCAGGCAUUGCCAACAGCCUCUGCAGUAGGUGGUGGGUCUGGAUCUGGUGGUGGUUCUGGGAACAGGGUUCCUAUCGAUGAUGUGGUUGACCGAGUGACAAAUAUGGGAUUUCCAAGAGACCAAGUGAGGGCAACAGUUCGCAAGUUAACAGAAAAUGGGCAAGCGGUUGAUUUGAAUGUAGUCUUGGACAAGUUGAUGAAUGAUGGGGAUGGACAAGCUCCACGAGGUUGGUUUGGCCGGUAAUAGGGUUACUUUUGUAGAAUUUGAAUUACCCAUUUCUGAGUUAACUCUGCUGAAAAAGAUAACUUCUCCUGUAAUUUGCUUCUACACUGUUUGCAUUUUUUUUGUUAAUAGAGGUGUUCAUAAAACCUUUAUUCUUGUCUGUCAUUGUGACUUGUUGCUGUGAUUCUCCGUUUUCCUUUUUCUGGAGUGGUAUUUCCAGAUAUAUAUAUAUAUUCCUAACUUCUAA
Sesamum indicum (sesame) is the source of this 2188-nucleotide messenger RNA. RefSeq lists its product as uncharacterized. The record is from RefSeq and is a predicted model, not a curated record. Lineage: Eukaryota; Viridiplantae; Streptophyta; Magnoliopsida; Lamiales; Pedaliaceae.